AUGGAGGACCCCUCAACGAAGCUCGUGGAUGAACUGUGUUCAUUGCUGGACGAGGCUACAAUUCUCUCAAUAUGUAGUGAUUAUGAUCUCACGAAACCUGAUGAGUUUCAAGCCGCCAGGGAGAUCCUCCUCAGCAUCUCCAAGGAUGUUGAAGCAGAGGAGGCCACGGGAUUCAACCCAAGCGGGCUGGGUGCAAAUGAAGUCGUCGACAUCAACGGGGCGGGCGCUGAUGAGCCUGGAGAGACUCGCAACGUGUCCGAAAGCGACCUCAAGAGCAACGAUGGCUUCACGAGCGCCACGGAGAGUUCUGCACCGCAGAGCGUGCUGUCGACGGGUUCCUCCAAGACAUCAACGCAAGACGCACCAGAACCCAUCCAUUUGGGCCUAUUCGAUGGGCUGAGCAACCAUGAGAAAGAAAUCCGCCUAGGAGAGAUGUUCACUCUCCUCAAGCCGAUAGACGUCAAAUUAGCGUUGCAGAAGGCCAAAGGGGACGCCGAUCUGGCGUUGGACGUUCUGCUCAACACAGAGCAUCUGGAACAGAUGGGUCAACGUCUCAAAGGUGUCGACGGCUUUUACGUCGCCGAUGACGCUGUGCAAGCCAAGAAGAGAAAGGGCAAGAAAAAGAAAGGCUUCGGCCGUAUAUCCGAGUCGGCGAACUCGAGCUCGACGAACGUCUCGGUGGACUCCAAGGCGAAUGAUGAAACGCACCAACAAAACAUCGCGUUCCUGGCCGAUCGCCUUCCUCUGCAGGACUCUGAUGUUGCAACCAUUUAUUAUCAGCACGACUCAUCCAUGGGCGCGACAGUCGUGCAGUUUCUGGAUAACUACAUGAUGGCGCUCGGUAUCGAACCUACCCAGACCUGCAGGUCUCGAGACGCCGAUGAUCUUGCCAAGGAAUUCUCUUGGAUCCCUACAAAGUACAUCACUCCAAUACUGGAGAUCACUGCUCCUACGCGACAACACGCAUUAGACAUCAUACAUAUCCUCGCCGAUUAUUAUGAGAAGCCAGCAUAUCUCAAGUAUGAUGUCUCAUACAGAGUUGCCGCGCCACGACUGGACAUCGAGACUCCAGAAAACAGUAGCAGCAAUACGCGUGGGGGUAAGAGCUGGUCAGCAUUGGCAAAGGCCGGGCCUCCAAGCCUGAAUCAGACACUCAGCCCGCAGUCCCCGGUGCUGAGUUCAUCAGAUUUUGCCGCUUUGCGAGACCAGUCGUACAAUUACGCCGGGGCUACGUUCAAGAAAGGAGGCCUCUACCGACAGGCAGCCGUGGUGUAUUCAGAGCGCGGGCGCGAGCUGGCGCAGAGUCAUCGCCAGGCAACUAGCGCGGAAGCCGCUUACAUGGUGGACCGGACCAGCACCCAUAAUAAGAUUGAUCUUCACGGCAUCACUGUACAGGACGGCGUCGACAUUGCGCUCGAACGCGUCCGGCGAUGGUGGGAGAGCCUGGGCGAGGAUCGGGCUCGGAAAGCAAAGGACGGCUUUACGAUCGUCACCGGUCUGGGCCGUCACAGCGCCGACGGCAAAUCUCGCCUCCGAAUCAACGUGUGUAAGGCGCUCGUUGCGGACGGCUGGAAGGUCGAGGUCUUGACGGGUCAGUACCUCGUCACAGGGAGAAGGCGAUGA
Molecule: messenger RNA, 1623 nt
Organism: Neoarthrinium moseri
Lineage: Eukaryota; Fungi; Ascomycota; Sordariomycetes; Amphisphaeriales; Apiosporaceae
Exons: 3
Coding region: 1-1623 (540 amino acids)
Source: RefSeq, a predicted model, not a curated record